Messenger RNA from Bombina bombina (fire-bellied toad), 4732 nucleotides. It is a transcript of the gene SAMD11, whose product is annotated as sterile alpha motif domain containing 11. Bases 549 to 3419 code for a protein of 956 amino acids. The transcript has 14 exons. Lineage: Eukaryota; Metazoa; Chordata; Amphibia; Anura; Bombinatoridae. Gene Ontology annotation, biological process: positive regulation of transcription by RNA polymerase II. The record is from RefSeq and is a predicted model, not a curated record. Gene Ontology annotation, molecular function: RNA polymerase II cis-regulatory region sequence-specific DNA binding; DNA-binding transcription activator activity, RNA polymerase II-specific; protein binding.
UUCGCCUCACCGCCUCCCACUCCGAUUGCCGCCUGUGUUGUUUAAAUGGGCCAAGUUGGAGAAGCGGCGGAGAAGGCGAAUCUUGUUUGGUCAGAGAGUCUGUGAACUCCAGUGUGUGUGACAUACAGGGAUCCCCUCAGCACACCAAAGCUAACGUUAGACCAAGCAACGGUUGCAGAAAGGGGCAGAUCUAGAACGCUGCCAGUAACAGUUACCAGAAUAUUAUCGCUAUUAUCCCCAGUAAUACUGAAGGGAGUCUGGCAGGUGAAUGAGGGAGGUUCCGUACCCUAAAAGUUGUCAGUGGUGCUCUGCAUGAGCAAAUAAGUAUCUGUGCAAAGAGGGUCAGAGCACGGCGUUAGAUUGGGUAAGAGAGGGGGUAGAAGGCAAAUAUAGGCAAGAAAAGCACACGAAGGAAAUGUGAGCUGGGGCACAGGGAGCCCCGGAGUGUAGCUCUCGCCAGUAGUGGGGGAGGUCGAUAAGGGGAUCAAUAAGCAUUUUCUAAAGCACCAUGAUGUCUCCGGUGGCUCAGCCCUCUCCAGCAGCAUGUCAUGUCUCAGUCGGACUGGGAGGCAGCGGCAGAUCGGCAGAGGAGGCGCAGUGCGAGGAGCUGUGAAACCCGAGAGUUGCUGGAAGGAGGCUGCGGGCGCUGGGAGCAGGAGCCCUGGAGCCCAGUGGUGCCGAGCGCUAACUGUAGCGCCAAGUGCAAGAUAGGCGCGCGGGGCCCCAGACAAAAACACUCAACUCCCCGGGUAAGGGCGCAGGCUGGGGAUACCAUGCCGGCUAUCAAGAAGGAGAGACCGGACCGAGAGGAACUAGCACUUGCAGCUUUUAAUCAGCCUAUGGACAGUAUCCCGAGUUACCUUGCAGCUGCCAUCCCGGUGGUAACCCCACACCAGCCGGCAUAUGAGCACCUUUUUGCACCCCGUGCCUACCUAGGUUUGCAUGAACCCCAUCACCCCCCACUGCCUGAUGACCUGAUGUUGGAGAGGUUUUCCUCUAUUCCCGACUUCCAACCUCUUUUUGACCAAGGAGAGCCUUGCAUUGAAGUGGAGUGUGGGGAGAAUAAGGCUCUGCUUUACAUCCAGAAGUUGUGCCAAGGGAGCAAAGGGCCAUCCAUCCGCUACCGGGGAGAGUGGCUCACCCCCAACGAGUUCCAGUUUGUGAGUGGCCGGGAGACUGCCAAAGACUGGAAGCGGAGUAUCAGGCACAAAGGGAAAAGUUUGAAGACCCUUAUGUCCAAAGGAAUCUUACAGGUACAUCCUCCAAUCUGUGAUUGCCCUGGGUGUCGAAUUUCGUCUCCAGUGAACCGGGGUCGACUUGCUGAGAAAAGAACCAUUCCUCUCCCUCCCAGUAGGAUCCCUAAAAAGGAGCCGUGUUCUGUGUUCUCCCCAGGGGAUGACAGCCCUAAAGGGAAUGGAGAACACCCAUCUGUGAAGCUGGAAGAAGAUUUGCAUAUAAGUAUCAUGAAAAGAAGGAUACGGGCGCACUGGGACUUAAACAUCUCCUUUCAAGAGACUUCUUGCAGCCGUGAGAACGAACUUUCCAGUAUCAUCUCUAAUAUUCAUCAGAGCCACCAACUCGUUAUGCCUGAAAAUCAGUCGAAGAGAAACAGCCACCAGCACAGUUUCUCAUCCUCAGAUGACUUUUUAGGUAAAAAGAGAGAAUGCUCUCCGAACAGUAAUAGCGAGUGCCCUCUGGAAAGCAAGAAAGCCAGAAGCGAGUCUCCAAAGGAAAACUCUCAGACUCCUCUGUUAGAGGAGCCGCUUGCUCAAAUGACCCCCGAAGAACACUAUAGACGCAUGAUGUCGGCAUUAAAUGAUCAUGGAAGCUUUGAGGAGCAGCAACAGCGCCUCUACCAGCUGGCAAACACUAUGGCAGUGCCCACCCAUAGUGAUCUACUCCGUGCCAGGCAAGAAGUGGCAGCUGCUGUGGUUAGAAAUCCAGGGGCCAUGGAAGCUCAUAUCCCUUCGUCUAGUAACUCCUCAAGCCAGAGACGGAAACAGGGCCUCCCUCAGCAUCGAGAUACCUCCCACUUCACAGAUAGGGAGAUAUCUCACCCACCUCCUUUACUGUCACCUCAAAAUGCCCCACACAUUGCUUUGGGACCCCAUUUGAGGCCGCCUUUCCUUGGCGUGCCGUCUGCGUUGUGUCAGAAUCCCGGGUACAGUUUUCUACAGCCGGCACAAGCAGAAAUGUUUGCGCGGCAGCAGGAAAUGCUGCGAAAACAGAAUCUAGCCAGACUUGAGAUGUCUGCAGAAAUCAUCCGUCAAAAGGAGUUUGAGAAUUUACACCGUCAGAGGUUGUUGGCUGGGGACCCAUUAACCCUUCAUCAAAGUUUGCCUCCUGAUCAUCCUGCACUCAGGAACAUUCACGAACUUCCUGAGGGUCAUCUAUUGCGAGAGGAAUUGUCACGUAGGAACGCAAUGUUGGUUCUACGACAUAACAACACCCCCCUGCUUUCUCUCAAUCACCAAGGUGUCCCCAGUGUGCCUCCUCCUAAAGAGUCUGCUAGUAGCAGACGAGUAAAUCGAAAAUCAGCACAUCAUCGGACUGAGCCACAGGGAACUCAUGGAGAGUCCAAGGAACUCUCAGACCAACGCAUGAGGGAAGGGGUAUCUGAGUGUAAUGAUGAGGAGAUGAAGGAUUCAGAAAGUGAGGCAGAGGAGAAGAUAGAUACUCUGAGAUCUGAGCGUGGUACCUCCUCCUCAUCUCAUGAACUCCAGGAGGGUAAAGACCCCCUUAAAGGAGGAGAUUCUACAAAGGAGUCAAGCGAUACCCACACCCACCAAAGUCUGCCAUGUGGUCCGUCAGAGUCCCCCACACACCUCUUGGGAUCAGGAAUCAGCAAAAGUGACGGAAAAUAUAUGCCCACCAGCACAGUGCCUCCUCCUCAACCACUUCCCUUUGGAUUCCCCUAUGCCGUCAAUCCUUAUUUCCACACAGGUGCCAUGGGGGGGCUCUUUCUGGAUGGGGAAGAGAGCGUGGUACUGGAAGAUCUCAGCAAGUGGACGGUGGAGGAUGUGUGCAGCUUUGUGGGCAGCUUAUCUGGUUGUGCCGAGUACCCACAGGUCUUCCGGGAACACAGUAUUGAUGGGGAGACAUUACCUCUGCUGACGGAAGAGCACUUAUUGAACAAUAUGGGACUGAAGCUGGGGCCAGCAUUGAAGAUCAGAGCGCAGGUCGCCAAGCGAAUUGGACGGGUACUUUACAUGGCCAGUUUCCCAGUGGCUUUCCCAUUGCAGCACCCAGCAUUGCGACCAUCAGAAAGGGACCUGGGCAACAGUGAGAUUCGACCAGCAUCCACGGGAAGUGCCGGUUCCCCCUUUACCAGCUCUCUGUUGGCCCCCAGCCGCAUCUCACCAAAACAUGAGAAUGGAAGCGCUGCAUACCUAACUGAACCUGCUAAAUCGCUCUCCUAACAUUUUUCUGUCACAUACAUGGAUUUUACAAUGGCUGCUUUGACGAAGAGGGUACAGUUUGCUUUGGCAGCAGCUAAUACCUUUUCAGCUGCUUGAGACUGAUAAUGACUCUUUCAUUGAGGUUUAUAAAUAAGAGGGGAGAGCCAACCGGUGCCCUAACAUCAAUAUAAAUAAAUCUGAAAGCCCAGUGGGCAAAAGAUAGAUAAAUAUAUGUAUGUAUAUAUUUUUAUUUCCAAUGAUAACUUUGUAAAGAGAUAAAAGUUAAAGAGGGAUUGUUGAAAGUCCAAACAAAAGGAUAUUCCAGCUAUGUAUGGAAAAUGUGCAGAACAGUAAAGGAGAAAGACGAGCAUAAGUGGCAAGGGGAAUGCUAGAGACAUAAUUACAUACAUUUGUGCAUUUGCUUACAUACAGCAAAGUACACCAAGGAAAUAUUUAUGCCCCUUCCAAAAUAGAAAUAGGAGUUCAGGUAGCAGAUUGUAUCACAUGACUGUGUUGGGGCUAAAGAUGAUUUUUAAGGAAGACCAGCUAAGGUUCUAUGUAAGCACAAGUAGCAUUUCUUGGUAAACGCUUAUACUGUGUGGCAUGUCCUCUUAUUCUGCUUAUGCUGUCUAUGCAUCUCCAGCAACCACCUAUUGUACCAAAGAAAAACUGCACUGCUUUAUCCUUCUGGCAGUCAGUUAAUUGCUGGACCUGGGAUACCUUAAGGUCUGUGCUGCUUAAGGUUUUUUUUUUAAACAGUCCCAUCAAACAUUUAUGUUCUAUCCCUGAUAUUAAUUUUCCAUAGUUACUCCAUGCACAGUCACAGGACUUUAAUGCACUUCUAGUGCACAUUGUACCUACUUUAAAUCUAUGGAGAAAUAAGAUGGGUGUGACAGGACUGAGUUCUUCAUCUGCUUUGGACAAUCCUUAAUCUAUUUGUGACUUUUGGGUUUACACAGUGAGAUUUACUCACAGAAGACAGCCUGAGAGCUGCGUGAGGUAACACUGGCCAUCAAGAACUGAUCUGGUGCUCUCAAAUGUCAACUGCUGUAAAUGGACAGAACAUCUGGAGAUUUAACAAGAAUUCUGUGCAACAGCUAGAUUUGGUACUUGCCCUUGUGUUUCUGGGGUUUGUUUUGUUUACAUGUUGCACGUCUCAUCUCACCUCUUACGCUGUUUAUGUUCAUUUACAUCGGGACAACAAAAGAAAACUAGAUAUGAGCGGUACAAAAUUAUCAAAUCUUUCUAUUGUUAAAAAUUUAAUUCUGCCCUUUACAGAUCACCAGGAAAUGCUGUACAGCAGCACGUUUCAAUAAAAAAGGCAAUCACAGUGA